Sardina pilchardus (European sardine) is the source of this 3256-nucleotide messenger RNA. It is a transcript of the gene rnf139, whose product is annotated as ring finger protein 139. The record is from RefSeq and is a predicted model, not a curated record. Gene Ontology annotation, molecular function: zinc ion binding. Bases 150 to 2168 code for a protein of 672 amino acids. Gene Ontology annotation, cellular component: endoplasmic reticulum; endomembrane system. The transcript is spliced from 2 exons. Lineage: Eukaryota; Metazoa; Chordata; Actinopteri; Clupeiformes; Clupeidae. Gene Ontology annotation, biological process: ERAD pathway.
GCAACAGGAGGAAAGCGAAGAUGGCGGAUCAUGGGGAUCCGGUAAAAUAACGUGUCCGAAGUAGUAACAAGCGACGGUCUCUUGAAAACCGACGUUAUUGGAAUAUCCUUUUCGAAAGACGAAGUCCCUCUGGGACAGCGGCCUGUGCCAUGGCGUCAACUAACGUCCGAAUCGGUCAACAGGCCCUGGCCGUACUGGAUGUGGCACUCCGCGUACCGUGCAUCUUUAUUAUCGACGCCAUUUUUAAUUCUUACCAUGAUCCUGGGACUGGAUGGGCCGGGACAGCUGGGAGGGUUUUAAUAAGAGUUUUUGGUAUUUUGGUAUCCAGCGUUGUGCUGGUCCUCUCCCAGAAGGCCCUGUUCAAGUUUUAUACACUGUUCUUCGCCGUGAUGCUGGGCGCCGUGGCUGUCAUGAUUAACUACUAUGCCACGUCACACAUAGACUUCUACAGUGCCUACUACAAAGCGGCAUUGGGCUUCCGGCUGCUUCCGCGCAACGGCCCCACACUCUGGCUGGGCAUGGCGGUGGUGCAGCUGCUCUUCGCCCUGGGCUACGUGGUGCUGCUCAACGUCCAGUCCAUGUUUGCGGCGCUGGUGUUCGUGGACAUCAUGAUCCCACUGUGGGGCCUGAUUAUCGAGCUGCCGGUGGACGUGCGGCAGCUGGUGGCCGUGGCCUCGGGCUUCGUGCUGGCGCUCAACACGGCCGCCUGCUUGCUGCUCAAGCUCAAGUGGUUCUACUACUCGUGCCGCUACGUUUACCUGCUGCUGCGCCACAUGUACCGCAUCUACGGCGUGCAGCUGCUGCUGGAGGACACCUGGAAGCGCAUCCGCUUCCCAGACGUGCUGCGGGUCUUCUGGCUGACGCGCAUGACCGCCCAGGCGGUCAUCCUGGUCUACGUGGUGAAGGUGGUGCGCCACGAGAGCGGCCAGCAGGCCACGCUGACGUGGGACGUGUGCUGGGACCUGUUCAGCAACCUGAUCAUCAGCGGCUGCGACUCCACGCUCACCGUGCUGGGCAUGAGCGCCGUCAUCUCCUCGAUGGCACACUACCUGGGCCUGAGCAUCCUGGCCUUCAUCGGCUCCACCGAGGAGGAGGACAAGCGGCUGGGCUUCGUGGCGCCCGUGCUCUUCUUCAUCCUGGCGCUGCAGACGGGCCUGAGCGGCCUGGACCCCGAGGAACGCCUGGUGCGGCUGAGCCGCAACAUGUGCCUGCUGCUGACCGCCAUCCUGCACUUCAUCCACGGCAUGACGGACCCCGUGCUCAUGUCGCUCAGCGCCUCGCACGUGCUGUCCGUGCGACGCCACCUGCCCGUCCUGCUGGUGUCCCUGGCACUCUUUGUGCUGCCGGUGGCCCUCAGCUAUGCCCUUUGGCACCACUACGCCCUGAACACGUGGCUGUUCGCCGUGACGGCCUUCUGUGUGGAGCUGUGCCUCAAGGUGGUGGUGUCGCUGACGGUGUACACGCUCUUCAUGGUGGACGGCUAUCACAACGUCCUGUGGGAGCGGCUGGACGACUACGUUUACUACGUGCGGUCCUCGGGCAACGUCAUCGAGUUCAUCUUUGGCGUCAUCAUGUUCGGCAACGGCGCCUACACCAUGAUGUUCGAGUCGGGGAGCAAGAUCCGCGCCUGCAUGAUGUGCCUGCACGCCUACUUCAACAUCUACCUGCAAGCCAAGAACGGCUGGAAGACCUUCAUCAACCGCCGCACAGCAGUCAAAAAGAUCAACUCCCUGCCAGAGGUCAAGGGUUCGCAGCUGGACGACAUCGAGGACGUGUGCGCCAUCUGCUACCAAGAGUUCGCCACCUCGGCGCGCAUCACGCCCUGCCACCACUACUUCCACGCGCUCUGCUUGCGCAAGUGGCUCUACAUCCAGGACACCUGUCCCAUGUGCCACCAGAAAGUCUACAUCGAGGACGAUGCGCGAGACAGGGCGGCGUUCUCCAACAACAAUGGCUACGCAGACCCCGGGGAGGACCCGGACGAGUUUGCAGCCCCGGGCAGGGCUGAUGGGGCAGCGGCCGCAGCAGGCGGGGCAGAUCCUGACAAUGAGCUGCUGGAAGACAAUGACAGUAUAGAAUACGACGAAGACGAGUGGGGGACACUAAACGGAGGCACACCCAUAGAGGAGGACUACAUUAAUGAUGAUACAGAUUCCAAUGGCGAUUGAUUUAUGAAUAGUAGGCUAUGAAAAUAUUUUUUAAAUAUAUAUAUGUAUAUAUAUUUGUAUAUAUAUAUAUAUAUAUAUAUAUAUUUAAGUUAUACCAUCUUAAUUUUUGUCAACAUCAGGGAUGUCAUUUAUUUGUCUCCUUUUAGUUUUGUUUUGUUUGUGUUUGUUUCUCAAAGGGCUUGUGGAGGUUUAUGGUGUGAGUGCCUAUACGAAGUGGGUGGAGGCUUUGAGUUCAGCGAGAGACGCACAUUCCUUUUCUACUUCUCCUUCCUCCUCCUCUUAGGGAUGCCAUGGGGGUUUGUGUGUGUUUGUGUGUGUGUGUGCGCGCGUGUGUGUGUUUGUGUGUGCUUUGAGUCUGUCGACGACUCAAAGGGAGAUGGAGAAAACAGAACGAGAGGUCUGAUUAAACGUGACAUGCUACUGUAAUCACUGAUAUACCUCUGUCAUUACUACUGGUCUCUUGUGUGACCUUGCUUAAAUCUGUGUACAUUGUUGUACAUGUAAUUUAAAAAAAAAAAAAACAUACUCUUUCCCUUGGAAAAGAGGAGGCUGUAUUACAAUGGAUGUUUUUCAAAAGCCACUGGACGUUUGGCUGUUGGUGUGAGAAAAACUGCAGCCUCCACGCUGCAUUGACUCAGACCAUAUCUGUGUUAAAGCAUCAAUCUCUGCAUUUCAACUGGACAGUUCCGUCAGCGAUCUGUUGAAGGCAACCACUGCUAUUGGUAUUUUAUUGUUUCAUUUGCAAUCGUGCAUUUUUGGUUUCCAUUUAGAAUUUGGCACAUUGGCUGACUGAGGGAGAGCAAGACAUGCAAGAUGCUAUUUAAAAAUUAAUAAUAAUAAUAAUUUAAUGCAACAGGCAGAGAAACUGGUGAAUUAAUGGUGGGAAAUUAUGUGCGUGCUGAUCUAGGUUAUUCUAAUCAGGAAGUGAAAAUAAUUUGAUUUAUUCUGUGGAAUAGUUGUGCUUUCACUUUCUGUCAAUGAAGGAAUUUUAUGAUUCAUCUUUUUUUUUUGCUUUUGAAAAGGUGCAAAUGUUAAUUUUGCCUUUUGCUUUAAAGAUGAUGUAAAUAAAAAAUAAUCUUUAAUAGUGA